Messenger RNA from Capsicum annuum, 2188 nucleotides. Its product is annotated as katanin p60 ATPase-containing subunit A1. Gene Ontology annotation, cellular component: microtubule cytoskeleton. Gene Ontology annotation, biological process: microtubule severing. Gene Ontology annotation, molecular function: ATP hydrolysis activity; ATP binding; microtubule severing ATPase activity. The transcript is spliced from 7 exons. NCBI's taxonomy places the organism in Eukaryota, Viridiplantae, Streptophyta, Magnoliopsida, Solanales, Solanaceae. The coding region runs from base 435 to 1997 and encodes 520 amino acids. The record is from RefSeq and is a predicted model, not a curated record.
AUUGAAUCGACUUUUACAUAUUCCUAAAUAUAGCCUUCUGUCUCGUUUUACCUGACAAAUUAUUCAUUUUAAUUCGUUCCAAAAAAUGUCAUUUUAUUUUAUUUUACACUACUUAGAAAUGAUUUAGCAUCACAUAUUAUGCUGUAACACAUGAAAUAUGAUGGAAGGAGUAAUAAUUUGAGCUCCACUCCCUCAUCAGAUCGAACCGCUGAAACGUCGCCGUACUGUUGGUCCAACCAAACUUCAACUCCCAGUCUCUUCUGUUCUUCCCCAAAAUCCCAGUUAUAUAUAGAGAGAGAGAGGGAGAGAGGGAGAGAGGGAGAGAGAGAGAGAGAGAUUUUGCGUCUCAUUUUUCGAAUUUGUUGUUAUUUGGAAACCCUAACAAUUUGGGAUUUAGGAAAGUAUUGAGAGAGAUUUGGUGGUUUUGAGGAAUAAUGGUGGGUGCAUCACCACUGGCAGGAUUACAAGAUCAUGUGAAAUUGGCUAGAGAAUAUGCUGUUGAAGGUCUUUAUGAUACUUCCGUUAUCUUCUUCGAUGGCGCUAUUGCUCAGAUCAAUAAGCACGUUAACACACUUGAUGACCCUUUGAUUCGUUCAAAAUGGAUGAAUGUAAAGAAAGCAAUUACCGAAGAAACUGAGGUAGUGAAACAAUUGGAUGCCGAGAAAAGGGCUUUUAAGGAGGUUCCUAUGGGUAGACGUCCUAAUUCACCUCCCAUUUCAACAAAGUCAUCUUCUUUUGUCUUUCAACCGCUUGAUGAGUACCCCACCUCAUCCGGUGCUCCAAUGGAUGACCCUGAUGUUUGGAGACCACCAAGUCGAGACACAACAAGAAGACCUGGAAGAGCCGGUCAGGGAGGUAUGAGAAAGUCCCCACAAGAUGGAGCCUGGGCUCGUGGAUCUACUACGAGGACUGGAACCACAGGCCGUGGGGGAAGGACGAGUGGCUCUACUAAGGCUACUACUGGGGUUCGAUCUUCAACUACUGGGAAGAAAGGACCUGGAAAAUCUGCAAAAUCCGAUUCUACGGAUGGUGAACCUGAAGAGGGGAAGAGUAAAAAAGGUCAGUACGAGGGGCCUGAUGCGGACCUGGCUGCUAUGCUUGAGAGGGAUGUCUUGGAUAACAGCCCUGGUGUGAGAUGGGACGAUGUUGCUGGGUUAAGUGAAGCCAAAAGACUUUUGGAGGAAGCAGUUGUUCUCCCAUUGUGGAUGCCAGAAUAUUUCCAGGGAAUCAGGAGACCGUGGAAGGGUGUUCUUAUGUUUGGGCCUCCUGGAACUGGGAAAACGCUUUUGGCGAAGGCUGUUGCUACAGAGUGUGGGACGACAUUUUUCAAUGUUUCUUCUGCCACCUUGGCUUCAAAAUGGCGUGGGGAGAGUGAACGCAUGGUGCGAUGCUUGUUUGAUCUUGCUCGCUCGUAUGCUCCCAGUACAAUUUUCAUUGAUGAGAUUGAUUCUCUUUGUAAUGCUCGAGGGGGUUCAGGAGAGCAUGAAUCAUCCCGAAGGGUGAAGUCUGAACUUCUUGUUCAGGUAGAUGGUGUAAGCAACUCUGCCACUAAUGAAGAUGGCACUCGGAAGAUUGUAAUGGUUUUAGCAGCUACAAACUUCCCAUGGGACAUAGAUGAGGCAUUAAGGAGACGUUUGGAAAAACGUAUAUAUAUUCCGUUACCUAACUUUGAGAGCCGGAAGGAGCUUAUAAAGAUAAAUUUAAAAAGUAUUGAGGUAGCGGCAGAUGUGGACAUUGAUGAAGUAGCUCGUAAAACAGAGGGAUAUAGUGGAGACGACCUUACAAAUGUUUGCCGAGAUGCUUCUAUGAAUGGAAUGAGGCGAAAGAUAGCUGGGAAGACACGUGAGGAGAUUAAGAACAUGGCCAAGGAUGACAUUGCUAAGGAUCCUGUUGCUAUGUGCGACUUCGUAGAAGCUAUUUCCAAAGUUCAACCGAGUGUCUCAGCAGCUGACAUUGAAAAACAUGAGAAAUGGUUUGCAGAAUUUGGAUCAGCUUAGGAUAAUUUUGAUGUUAGCAAUUCAUUUAGUUUCCUUUCGUCUGUCCAUAUUUGGAAGUGUUGGUUCUUCUUUCUUGUGUACUAUUCGAUCUUUUGAUCAGCACCUGGACUGAUCGACUUAUGUAAAAUGACAAAUCACCGGGUUUUAUGCCUCAUUGUUCAUGGGUCUAUUGGAUUUUUAUUUUCUUUCAA